This is a messenger RNA of Pan troglodytes (chimpanzee), 3294 nucleotides long. It is a transcript of the gene KRTAP10-11, whose product is annotated as keratin associated protein 10-11. The coding region runs from base 2140 to 3294 and encodes 384 amino acids. NCBI's taxonomy places the organism in Eukaryota, Metazoa, Chordata, Mammalia, Primates, Hominidae. Gene Ontology annotation, cellular component: keratin filament. The record is from RefSeq and is a predicted model, not a curated record. The transcript has 3 exons.
ACUCUGAGCCUUAUUUCUAACAUUAUUGAUUAUACAUUGAUUAUACAUAGUUUUUACUAUCUCUUCAGUGGUCACUUUAGAGAUUAUAGCACACAUUCUUAGAUUAUUCAAGUGUAACAUAUGUCAGCAUUUCCACUGCUUCCAAAACAAUGCUGAAACCUUAGAAAACUUUCACUCCCUUUAUCCUUCUCACCUUUUAUUGUUAAUGUCAUCAUGCAUUACUUUUCUACUUCUAGUUUAGACCCCACAAGAGAUUAUAAAUAUAAUAAUAUUACCCUUUCAGAUCCUCCUGGUUCCUUCCUGCAUUUUUAUCCUUCCGUCAUCCUGCCUAAAAAAAUUCCCUUUCAUAGUUACUGUAGAGUGGGUCUGCUCGUGUUCAGUUUGCUCAGUUGUUAUCCAGAAUCGUUUUGUUUCAUUUUUCACCUUUGAACAAUGUUCUUCCUGGUCUAGAAUUCUAGGUUUGCAGUGAUUUUCUUUCAGCUCUUUAAAGAUGUCAUUCUAUUACCUUUAGUUUCUUCAACAGCUCUUUUAGGAGAGCUUUAAAGGAAUCAUUUUUAAAACAUUUUGUUCAGCUUUUCAAGUUGUUCUCAGCAGGAGUAUAUGUCUGACAUAGCUACUUUGUCCCAUAUGGAAGCAGAGGCCCCCAUUCUCUCUCUCUCUCUAUCUCUCUCUCAAUGUACUUCCAUCCCAUAGGACCAGAUCCUGUACCUCUGGAGGGACCAGGCCAUGCUCAAAUUUAUAUUAUUUUUAUAGUUCAAAAUAUACAGAAAGACAAUUCAUCCCACCAUGUAACUGAAUUUCUAGCCCUCUGAGGCCUUUUGUACUUUUCCUAAAUCCCCUGGGAGUUAAGAGGCCUGGACUGGGAAACACAGAUAGAGACACAGGACACCCUGAGCCUCUGAGACUUGCCUGGGCAUCAAACCCCACCAGAAGGGCCCCUGGAGCCCUCUCCCCUGGGUAGGGGCCACUUCUCUGGGCCGCAUGCAUGCUGGGCUAUGGCUGGUCAUCACUGACAUCACCAGGCACCAAGCAGCCCACCUCCCUCCCUAGUGGGGUUCACAGUCAGGGUUACUACCCCUUUAUCUUCACAUUCUCAGCACCUGGUGCAAUUUCCAGCACAUGGGAGAACUCACUGCAUCAUGAAUAAAAUGAAUGCUUGAGAAGUAAAAGUAUCGGAUACAAUUGGAAACAUUUAGCAGAAACAACCAAAAAGAUGUGGUGGCCAAUUGGAUAUUAUUUGCAGAAGAAAUGGAGACUUAGAUCAGAUGUCUAGCUGGGGUGACCAAGGACUUAGUUGGCAAUCAAGAAAAUACACCGCAAGCGAAAGCAGUGCUUGCUGCUUUUCACACGGCAGUGCUGUUGAGAGUGGCUGUGCUUUUUGCGGAGGAGAUGCAUUAGGUGUUCUGGGUUAGACUUACAGGUUUGCAGUGCUUGGGAUAAAACCAAAUGGAAAUGGGGGGCCCCAUACAGGGAUCUGGGGCCUCCCUAAGUGCCCAGAUGGAAGAGGGGGCGCACGGCCCCCCAGGAACUACUGUGAACCUGACGGGAAAUGGCUCACACCACUGUCCACCCUUUCCCGUUUGCCACUUGCUCUAAAGCCCUUGGGGGGACUUCAUGCACCAGAGAGAGUGUGGGGAGUCACUUCUAGGAAUGUUCCACCCUCAUGCCAUCAUUGACAGGGGCUUCUCUAGCCUGGCAUUCCAGAAGCCACAGCCACCCAGACAAGCAGAGUCCCCUGGCGAUGGCCCACAGGUGCUGGGAUUAGGAUGGAUGGAUCUCUCCUGCAGCCAGCACAGGCCCCCGGGACACUCUAUUUGCAGACAUUACACCCUGUCUACUUCAAUGUUAUGCUCUGGAGCCAAAGGUAGGUGAGGGUGCGUCAACGGAACCAAAUAUAGACUCAGGACUUUACAAACUGAACGGCAUCUCAUAGGACUAAACAUGAAACUCGCACUAAUAAGCGUUCUCUAGGUUUUAAACACAAACAAGGAAGGGGCGGGAAUUGUUGACACUCCAGCUGGGACAACAGGCCAGGGAGACAUAUAAAAGCCAACAUCCCUGAGCACCUAACACACGGACUCACUCACUCACUCGCUCACUCACCCACUCACUCCCAUCUCCUCCAGCUCAAUCCCCAGCAUGGCCGCGUCCACUAUGUCCGUCUGCUCCAGCGACCUGAGCUACGGCAGCCGCGUCUGCCUUCCUGGUUCCUGUGACUCUUACUCCGACUCCUGGCAGGUGGACGACUGCCCAGAGAGCUGCUGCGAGCCCCCCUGCUGCGCCCCCAGCUGCUGCGCCCCAGCCCCCUGCCUGAGCCUGGUCUGCACCCCAGUGAGCUGUGUGUCCAGCCCCUGCUGCCAAGUGACCUGUGAGCCCAGCCCCUGCCAAUCAGGCUGCACCAGCUCCUGCACGCCCUCGUGCUGCCAGCAGUCUAGCUGCCAGCUGGCUUGCUGCGCCUCCUCCCCCUGCCAGCAGGCCUGCUGCAUGCCUGUCUGCUGCAAGACUGUCUGCUGCAAGCCUGUGUGCUGUGUGCCCGUCUGCAGCGGGGAUUCUUCAUGCUGCCAGCAGUCUAGCUGCCAGUCAGCUUGCUGCACCUCCUCCCCCUGCCUGCAGGCCUGCUGUGUGCCUGUCUGCUGCAAGCCCCCUGUGUGCUGUGUGCCUGUCUGCUCUGGGGCUUCCACUUCAUGCUGCCAGCAGUCUAGCUGCCAGCCGGCUUGCUGCACCACCUCCUGCUGCAGACCCUCCUCCUCCGUCUGUGAGCCCAGCCCCUGCCAAUCAGGCUGCACCAACUCCUGCACACCUUCAUGCUGCCAGCAGUCUAGCUGCCAGCCGGCUUGCUGCACCUCCUCCCCCUGCCAACAGGCCUGCUGUGUGCCUGUGUGCUGCAAGUCCAUCUGCUGCAAGCCCGUGUGCUGCGUGUCCAUCUGUUCUGGAGCUUCCUCCCCAUGCUGCCAGCAGUCUAGCUGCCAGUCAGCUUGCUGCACCUUCUCCCCAUGCCAACAGGCCUGCUGUGUGCCCAUCUGCUGCAAGCCCAUCUGCUGUGUACCUGUCUGCUCUGGGGCUUCCUCUCUGUGCUGCCAGAAGUCUAGCUGCCAGCCGGCUUGCUGCAUCACCUCCUGCUGCAGACCCUCCUCCUCCGUGUCCCUCCUCUGCCGCCCUGUGUGCAGGCCCGCCUGCUGUGUGCCUGUCCCCUCCUGUUGUGUCCCCGCCUCCUCCUGCCAGCCCAGCUGCUGCCACCCGGCCUCCUGCCUGUCCCUCCUCUGCCGCCCUGCGUGCUCCCGCCUGGCCUGCUGA